This is a messenger RNA of Cheilinus undulatus (humphead wrasse), 4015 nucleotides long. It is a transcript of the gene esr1, whose product is annotated as estrogen receptor 1. Lineage: Eukaryota; Metazoa; Chordata; Actinopteri; Labriformes; Labridae. The record is from RefSeq and is a predicted model, not a curated record. Gene Ontology annotation, biological process: regulation of DNA-templated transcription; steroid hormone receptor signaling pathway. The coding region runs from base 798 to 2651 and encodes 617 amino acids. The transcript has 9 exons. Gene Ontology annotation, cellular component: nucleus. Gene Ontology annotation, molecular function: nuclear estrogen receptor activity; steroid binding; zinc ion binding.
UAAAACACAUUGCGGUUAUUGAUUAGCUGCAUCUUUAACUUGUUUAUCCUUUCUUUUUAACCUUUCCACCGUUUCAAUUGUGUCCAUUGAGUUCAGCUAGAUGUCGAAGAGUCGGAGAAAGGAGAGCAGAGCAAGGGAGAGGAGAGACCCAGAGUCCCAGUGUUAUCCGGCAGACAUAAGGAUGAUCCGUGUGUAGGAGGUGAUCAGUGUAUCCUGCUUUAUUUUGGUUUUCUGUCAGUCCCCCAUUGUCUUUAUGUUUCUCAUUUCCACACUGAUUUGAUUUAUGGUAACGUCGCAGGUGUAUUCAAUAAUCUGGCUGCAAAUAGAUUGCUUGUACGUCAUGCUGUGUAUCAGCUAAAUGAAACAGCUUACUGAUAGUUAACUGUUUUUUUCUCUGGGUGCACACUGCAACCUUUCCAAUGUAACAAAAGGUGAAGUGAUAGGGGAACAUUUACACUUGUGAGCAAAGAAAAGUUAUUUGGGAAUCACUAUAUUUCUCUUAUUCCACUAGCCUUCCUCUCAUCCCUUACAUUAGUAGAGUAUUUUAGGAAACAUGCAGGAAAAAAACCUUUAGGGAGUUUGGGAGGAGUCAAUGUGGGUGUCUUUUUAAGCUUGGUCGGUGGGUGGAAGCUCCAGGCAUACGGGGCAAAGGAGUUGUGUGACAAGCUUUAUUGGAAUAAAAGGCAAGAGAGAGAGUUAGUGAGGAGAGGGGGGAGCAGCUCUCGUCUCCACUCCCCCUCCCAGCAAAUGAGAGAGCAAGUCUAAAUCAUGUUGAGUAUCAGAUCUGCUGUGCUGUGAUGUUGCUCAGGCAGAGCACGGCGCAGAGCAGGCAGCCGUGCAGACCAGCACUCAGACCCAGGACCACAGAGCUGGAGACCCUCUCCUCGCAGCGCCCCUCGCCUCCACUGCGUGCCCCCCUCAGUGACAUGUACCCAGAAGACAGCCGAGGGUCCGGAGGAGGGGUGGCCACCGUGGACUUCCUGGAAGGGACCUAUGACUAUGCUGCUCCCACUCCGGCCCCGACUCCUCUUUACGGCCACUCCACCUCCGGGUACUACUCUGCUUCUCUGGACGCCCAUGGACAACCCUCAGACAGCAGCAUUCAAUCCCUGGGCAGUGGGCCUGCUAGUCCUAUGGUGUUUGUGCCUUCCAGCCCUCGUCUCAGCCCCUUCAUGCACCCACCCAGCAACCACUAUCUGGAAACCUCCUCCACACCCGUCUACAGGUCCAGUGUCACAUCCAGUCAGCACAGAGUAUCCAGAGAGGAUCAGUGUGCUAUCAGUGAUGAGCUUUACAGUGUGGGGGAGUCGGGUGCCGGUGCCGCAGCUGCAGCAGGGUGCUUCGAGAUGGCAAAAGAGAUGCGUUUCUGUGCAGUGUGUAGUGACUACGCCUCAGGGUACCACUAUGGGGUGUGGUCCUGUGAGGGUUGCAAGGCCUUCUUCAAGAGGAGUAUCCAGGGUCACAAUGACUACGUGUGCCCAGCAACCAAUCAGUGUACUAUUGACAGGAAUCGGAGGAAGAGCUGCCAGGCUUGUCGCCUCAGGAAGUGUUACGAAGUGGGCAUGAUGAAAGGAGGUGUACGUAAGGAUAGGGGGCGUGUUUUGCGGCGUGACAAAAGGCAGACAGGCGCUAGUGACAAGGACAAGGGUUCUAACAACAGAGAACAGAAAAAAAAAACCUCUCAGGACAGAAGGAAACACAGCAACAGCUCUGGAGGAGGAAGAGCUCCAGUGAUUAGCCUUCCCCCAGACCAGGUGCUCCUGCUACUCCAGGGCGCUGAGCCCCCCAUCUUGUGUUCCCGUGAGAAGCUGAGCCGACCCUAUACUGAAGUCACCAUGAUGACACUGCUCACCAGCAUGGCUGACAAGGAGCUCGUCCACAUGAUCGCCUGGGCAAAGAAGCUUCCAGGUUUCUUACAGCUGACCCUCCAUGACCAGGUGCAGCUGCUGGAGAGCUCUUGGUUGGAGAUUCUGAUGAUCGGUCUCAUCUGGAGGUCCAUCCACUGUCCUGGAAAACUCAUCUUUGCUCAGGACCUCAUACUGGACCGGAGUGAAGGUGACUGUGUUGAGGGUAUGGCAGAGAUCUUUGACAUGCUGCUGGCCACUGCUUCACGCUUUCGUGUGCUUAAACUCAAACCUGAGGAGUUUGUGUGCCUAAAAGCGAUUAUCCUGCUCAACUCUGGUGCCUUUUCUUUCUGCACCGGCACGAUGGAGCCACUUCACGACAGCGCAGCCGUGCAGAACAUGCUCGACAUCAUCACGGACGCUCUCAUACAUCACAUCAGCCAAUCAGGUUGCACGGCCCAACAACAGUCAAGGCGACAAGCCCAGCUGUUCCUCCUGCUUUCCCACAUCAGACAUAUGAGCAACAAAGGCAUGGAGCACCUCUACAGCAUGAAGUGCAAAAACAAAGUUCCUCUGUACGACCUGCUCCUCGAGAUGCUCGAUGCUCACCGCCUCCACCGCCCUGACAGAGCUGCUGAGUCCUGCUCCCAGGCCGAUGGAGAGCCAGAAUUCACCAACAACAGCAGCAGUGGCUGCCCUUCAUCUGGUGGGUCUAGAGUCGGUCAUGACAGCUCCACCAAAGCUCCCACGGGCCCGGGGGUCCUGCAGUAUGGAGGGUCCCGCUCUGACUCGGCACACAUCUCAUGAGAUGGAGCAGCAUCUGAAGGGCUGAGGUGAUUUUUAUGGAUGAUGUGGGGGUUACAGGAUGAUAUGAAUUAAUUUCAUGAGAGAAUUAUUUAUGAAUUAGAGGGAUGUUUUUUUUCCUUUGCACUAGUCAUGAGGAUGUGAGCUUUAACACAGUUCAACUUGUAACAGUUUCACAGUACAGAUAUUCUUCAGAUGUUCAGUCAUAUUGUGCCACUGAAGCAGCUAAUUAUGACUUUUUAAUGCAUCAAUCAAAGUGCACUUCCUCUUCAGUUAAAGGAGCUAUUGGGUGGUAUUUUACUUUUUCAGGAUGGUUACAUCCUAAAUUGGACAGAAGUGAUUGAAAUGGAGUUUAUUUUUUGUUUUGUUCCCCAUAUUCAUCAUGCACACACAGUUGGGGUCAACUAGAUUUGUCUGUGAAAGUUUUACCAGUUAAAAGUUAAAUCUUUCUUAUGACAUGAUGAAGAAAACUUCAUGCUCUCUAAAGCUUUCUAUGUACAGUAGGUCUGAUUGAUUUUUAGACUUACUUGCACCAAAGUUUUGUGUAAAUUUUCUGUGUUUGAUAGAAAUGAAGGCCAUGUGCUCUAAGUGGCUGAGAGCUCAAUCACGAUUCAUCACUCUUCAGGGGGAGUUUGUGUGGAUUUACUCCCCUCUAAAAAAAUGCAAUCAGCAUGAAGGAUGUGCACCUCUGUGAUUGUUUUAAUUUCAAUAUAAUUUGACCAAAUCGAACUCAUUUAAAAAGAUUUCUACAGUAGAAAUGAUCAGGAGAGGGCUCAUUACAUGCCAUUUACUGCAGAGCAGUAGUGUUUAAAGGUUAUGUAAUGAAAGGAAAUAACCACUUUUGGGUAACAUCCCUGCAAUCUCUCUACUUUCUUUGUAAUUUUUUUUCAUGACUUCAGUGCCUGCUGAUAAUUACAAGGCUGCCUCACAUUGAGCCAUGACUAAAAUACGCUUUCCCCCUGUUUGAGAGGCUGCAAUUUAGGGUGUGAACAUUUUCAUAUCUACAUUUAUUUGUUUGAUAAAUGUAAGUCAAAGUUUAUCACGACAAAAUAUAAUGGAGAAUUUUCCACAUUUUAACGCCAGUCACAUUUAUGGAACACAGCUCUCUGUGAUAAGCGGGGCAGCUAAUUAAUGCAGUUUGUUCCUUUUUUGAUGAUAUAUGUGUUAUAUUACUGGCUGCUGUUCCAUGUGGGCUUUUGAGUUUCAUGAAGAGACAUCUGUAGAGCACUAAUGAGAAGUUAAACUCAUUUAUGCAGCCUUAAGUUGUCGAACCUUAUCUCUGUUGUGUGCGUAAAGCCUCCAUACAUGAAAAACUGGACGUUUCUGUGUUAUUCCUCUCAAAUUUGAGCUGACCGUCGCUUGUUCAC